GAAGAAAAAUGCUAUAUGAGUUCCGAUUCAAUUUGCAGCUCAUCAGGGAAUACUGAAGAAAUUGAUAUCCUAUACCCAGUUGAUUUCUUAAAUUCUCUGAAGUUUAAUGGUGUACCUCAUCAUGAAUUGAAACUAAAAGUUGGUUGUCCUAUAAUGCUGCUGCGCAAUAUAAGUCAACAUUCAGGACUUUGUAAUGGAACCAGAUUAAUUGUUACUCAAUUAGCAUCAAAAGUUAUAGAAGCCGAAAUUUUUACAGGAAAUCAUUCUGGUCAGAAAGUGUAUAUUCCUAGAAUUCUAACACAUGUGACAGAAACAAAGUGGCCAUUUGUUUUGAAAAGAAGGCAAUUUCCUAUUCGUUUGUGUUAUGCCAUGACAAUCAACAAAAGUCAAGGACAGACACUUCAGUAUGUUGGUUUAUAUCUUCGAAGACCGGUAUUUUCACAUGGUCAACUUUAUGUUGGAGUUUCACGAGUUACCUCACGCAAAGGGUUGCGAAUCUUAAUAGAAAAUAAUAAUGACGAGCCUGAAGGAUGCACUCGCAAUAUUGUUUUUACUGAAAUCUUUGACGAUUUGGUAACAUAAAACAAAAUCGUAUGUCAUUUUUUUUGCAAUUAAUAACUAUGGCGUAUUAAAUAUGAAUAAAUUCUCACUUUAUUUUCGUAUAUGUUUUCUAAUAUGUUGUUGUCAAAUUUCAUAGAUUUAUUUUGUACUUUAUAACUAAUUCGAUUCUAUUCCUUUCUAAAAUUUACAGGAUAUCGAACAAUGACAUUUACUCUUCUAAAGGAACUGCAUUCGGUGCAACGGCAAACUAAAAUCAAAGUCAGAAUUAGUAGAAUAUGGGAAGCAAAGACACCUUUGCUUAAAAAUGACAUCCUCAGUCUAGAAUGUCUUCUCAUAGAUGAAGAGGGAUACUCAAUGCAAGCAACUAUUCGCAAACAUGAUGCAGACAACUUUAAAUCUUUGAUUGAUGAAGGAUCAGUAUAUAUUGUCGACAAUUUUAAUCUGAUCUUGGCAAAAAAUAAUUAUGCAGCUGUUAAUCAAAAACAUAUGAUCCAAUUUAGCAAAUGGACACAUCUUCUAAAAGUGACAGAAAACAUCGAAACAUUUCCCCUACAUACUUUUUCCUUCGUCAAGUACGACUAUAUCAAAACCAAAAAACAAUCAACUACUUAUCUGAUAGAUGUUAUUGGAACCAUAGCAGGUGCUGGACCUGCUUCGUAUACGUAUGUUGCGCAAAAACAAACUCCAAUAAAAAAGUUACAAAUUCGAGAUUUGGACAAUGACACUCUAUCUGUUACAUUAUGGGAUGACUUUGCACUUACUUUUGAAAAUCAAUUAGCUGCAAGAAAAGAAACUGAUGAUCCAAUUAUUAUAAUUCUUGCAAGUAUGACAAUACGAAAUUAUAGAGAUGAAGUUUAUAUAUCCACAUGCUCAGCAUCAAGGAUAUACAUUAAUCUACAAAUACCGGCGGUUGAAGAGUUCCGUUCUAAUCUUGAUGCCAAACAACUGGCUAUAGCACCAAUUCAGUAUAUAGAGCUUCUAGACAAACCUAUACUUAGUCCCUAUGAACAAGCAUCGAAAAAUCGUAUAAGCAUAGCUGAGUUGGUUCAAAUGGAUACAUCUACCAUCAAGGAUAUAAAAUAUACAUGUAAAGCCAAAUUAGUAUCCAUAGAUACAACCUAUGGAUGGUGGUAUAGAGCCUGUUAUAAUUGCAAAGCAGCAGUGAAGGAUUUUGCUGAUACUUUCUGGUGCGGACAAUGUGGAAAAAAUGAUCAAUCUCCUGUCCCAUGGUACAAAUUAGAUGCUGUUGUUGAUGAUGAAAUUGCGACGACAAACUUCAUAAUUUUUGGUAAAAUAGCUCAAGAACUUAUACGCAUCCCUGCUCAACAACUUGCAAUCGCCGCAAAUGCAGAUAAAUUUGUUCUUCCUUCUGUUUUUAAGAAUGUUGUUGGCCAGACUUAUAUUUUUCAAAUCUCUAUUGAUUCUCGGAGAUCAAACAUAAAUGCGCAGUCGUUUAAAGUUACGAAGAUUUUCAUAGAUGAUCUAGACACAAAAGGAAAAAAAAAGAUAUAUACGAAAGAUGCUGAAGAUACUCUAGAAGAAACUAAUGAUGAUCAUACUACUCAUACAUCUCAGAAUGAUUCAGGACCUGAAAUAGUUGAAGAUCCAAUAAUACAAUCAAUGAGCUCUCAAUCAAUCCUCGAAACACCAAUAUCCCGAAAAGGAAACAGACUUUUUAGCUGUAUUGAAGACAUUGCACCAGAAACCGAUGAAACUGGAGAGGGGGCGGCGUGCUACGAGGAGAUAAAGUUGGGCCACGAAUGCGAGCUGCCGGAGUGUUUCACGAUCUGCGACACUCGCUACCACCACAGCAGCCAGGCUUAUUACUGCGGCGCCCCACAAACUUGCGUCUGCGAACAUGACUGCCCCAUCAAUUAG
This is a messenger RNA of Ananas comosus (pineapple), 2439 nucleotides long. Its product is annotated as replication protein A 70 kDa DNA-binding subunit B-like. Gene Ontology annotation, cellular component: nucleus. NCBI's taxonomy places the organism in Eukaryota, Viridiplantae, Streptophyta, Magnoliopsida, Poales, Bromeliaceae. The transcript has 11 exons. The record is from RefSeq and is a predicted model, not a curated record. Gene Ontology annotation, biological process: DNA recombination; DNA repair; DNA replication. Bases 763 to 2439 code for a protein of 558 amino acids. Gene Ontology annotation, molecular function: DNA binding.